AACUAUAGUUGAGUUUCGAACGGCGGUCAAUUCAAACCCAGACAAUGGUGGAAUUUUAAAGGUAUGAGGCCACAGAUAAACCACAAAUCCAAUGUUUUGGAUAUCAAAUCGGAACUUUUUGACCUCUUACGACAACGAAAAAGCCUGACAGAGACACUAGAGGCAUUAGAACGUCAAAUAUAUCUGUUUGAAGGCAGCUAUCUUGAUGACACGGCUCCUUAUGGGAACAUUAUCAAGGGCUGGGAUAGAUAUCUGAUGGCCAGCUCAAACUCUUUGGUCACUGGUAACUCCAACUUGUCAUUUUCCAGGACCGUUGGGGAUAAACGCGCUCGGAAAUUCCGAGAUUCCGAUCGUCUUUUCUCAAGGUCUUCAGUCACUUCAGUUUCAGUAAGACUAAUUCCUAACGAGAUUUUGUUCUAGUCUUUAAAUUCACAGAAUGAAAAUAAUUCAGGCAAGUGUGCUUGGUGUUUAUACGUCAAAUUCUAACAUGUCGAAAUGUGAUGUGUCUUUGUAAGCUGUAAUGCAUUGAAACUGUAUAAUAGGGUCAACAUUUUUUUGUUUAUAAAUGACUGUUUUUCAACUUUUUUCGGUAUUUGCAUUUUUUUGCAGUUAGGUUAGCUAAAAUGUGUCUAGUUUCUCUUACCUACACAGGGACUUCUAAAACAGUAUUCAAGAGUUCAUGUCAUACUUCAACAAAGAUUCAGAGAAAUCGUUCCAUGCCUAUGAGAAAUUCCUUUGGGAUCGCCUUUAUGUCAAAUAAUUAGACAUCAGCUGAUACGUUCUUUCUGUUGAAACGCGACUAUUGACCGUAUUGUUAUUUUUCACCUUGGUUUCCAACAGUCUGUUGGUCAGUAACGGUGCUUAAGUUGCCGUAAUUAGCUUCUUAAUAAGUUUUAAGCUCUUUACGUCUUGAACAAAUAUUUUGGGUUCAAUGCUCCCCCGUAUUAUUUCCUCUCUAAUCAUUCUCAUUGUUUAGUACUUCCACCGUCAUUGGUUCCAUAAUUAUUCCAAAUCCUUUACUAUUUAUUACUUGAUCCAGAUAUUCAGGUGUUAUGUUUUUGGAACUUGUGGGCUCUUUUUCUAUUCAAUAUGGUCUGUUAUUUAGCUUUUCUCAUUAACUCUACUAUCGCACUAUACAACACAUUGUAUAAACAGAUUUAGUGUGUUCAAAAAUUUUGUCACAUCUCAGUCAAUAAUAAUGUGCUUAGAGGGCUAGUUUACAUUGUGAUUUAUCCAUAAUCUUUUUCGCGAUUUACUUAUGAAGUAUUAGUGCAUGCGUACCUACACUUAGUAUUCAAGUCCCUUUCCAUUGUUGACUAACCUUGUAUCAAGGUUAAUAUAAUUACUGUGAAGAUAGCAUAAAUAGAAGUUUCUCUGCUUCACUUUGAAUGCUACAGUAAUUAAUAAGUAACACUACGUUCUGUUCAUUUUGCAAGUUUCUCAAAGUAAAUGUUGAGCAGUUAAAUCUUAUUAAUACUACUUUAGUUUACUUCUCAAGUAUCCAAAUGAUUUUGCAUUCUAAAUUUCCUAGGAGUUCCUCCCAAUCUACCUCCAGUCAACCAGCUUAUUUCAGGACACUACAAACAACCUUCUCCUAAUUUCAUGUCCAAUGGGUUUUCAGGAAAUCAGUUCUCCCAAAUUGGCAAGAGUUUUUCGGGUUUCAGUAACGCAUCACAAUCUGGUAAAAAGAAAAAAUCUAGACAGCGAUAGACUCUACUGAAAUGACUCAUAAAUUGGUUUCAGAAAUCUAUGAUAUGGACAGAUGAAUAACAGUAUUGUAAAACUAUAUGGACUCCUCAUCUUUUUUGAGUACAGUCACACUCAAAAAUUACAAUAUUACUAGUAUUCUGUUGUUUGAUUACAUUAUGUAAAAGUAUCUCAUCAACAUUGAUAUCUUUCUAACCUUUAUAGUCAACUAAUAUACGUCGAACCACU
Molecule: messenger RNA, 1935 nt
Organism: Schistosoma guineensis
Lineage: Eukaryota; Metazoa; Platyhelminthes; Trematoda; Strigeidida; Schistosomatidae
Source: the annotation of a GenBank genome assembly